AUGACGGCUUCCGAUCUUCUCGACCGUCUCAACAGAGAUGGCUUCGUGGUCAUUCCUUCGAUUCUCACGGAGGAACAACUCACGAAGCUCCGGGACGCCACUCAACAAGCCACAGCGCUGGCCCGAGCCGGCAAAUGGCCAAAUGUCCGGACCCUUCCGAAACAGUUUCCUCCGUGGCCGGUUGCCACUCCCGAAGCACCCCCUGAAGGUAUCUGGGGAGUGCAGAGCAUGAUGCACCCAGAUAUGCCCAAUAGCAACGUCUUCAUCCAGACUUACUUCUCGGAUGCCGUUAUCGAGCCUACAAAGCAGCUGCUGCAAUGCACCGACAAUGAUCUUGUUAUGGAACUGUUCAACCUGCUUGUCCGGCCGGACCACGACUUCGAGCUCCGAUGGCACAGAGACGACAUUGCGGCGACAGCUGCUGCAGACGAGGAGCUGGAUCGCCUGAACAAGCCGGCAUACUCGGCGCAAUGGAACUUGGCUCUUUACGAUGACAAUAGUCUCAUUGUCGUUCCGGGUUCGCACACCAGAGCCAGAACAGACAUCGAGCGCAACGCGGAUCCAUACGAGAAGGAGAUCCCGAACCAACUAUUCGUCGAGUUGAAGGCGGGCGACAUAGUCUUCUAUAACAACAAUAUCCUCCACCGUGGCGCCUACAUAGCCAGCAAGGAGCGCAUGACAUUGCAUGGAAGCGCCGGUCAUGUCAAGGGCAGCACCCUCCGGGCACGCAACGUCCUUCAACACGGGCUCAAGGGCUGGGUGGACAAGGUCGAUUUGAGUACACUAGGUGAGAAGGAGAGGGCGAGGGCAGAGAACAUGCGGAGAAUGCUUGUUAAGAUGGGACAGGAAGCGGGGGAGGUGGGAUACUCUCUGGAGGGGUAG
Messenger RNA from Colletotrichum spaethianum, 882 nucleotides. RefSeq lists its product as uncharacterized. The transcript has a single exon. The coding region runs from base 1 to 882 and encodes 293 amino acids. The record is from RefSeq and is a predicted model, not a curated record. NCBI's taxonomy places the organism in Eukaryota, Fungi, Ascomycota, Sordariomycetes, Glomerellales, Glomerellaceae.